AUGGCCGAAUCGUUCCUUUUCAGCAUCGCAGAGUCACUCAUAGCAAAGCUUGCUUCUCAUGCUUUUGAAGAAGCUUCUCGAGUGGUGGGUUUAUACGACAAUCUUCGAGACCUUAACAACACUCUCUCUUUAGUCAAGGCUGUUCUGUUAGAUGCUCAGAGAAAACAGGAGCACAACCAUGAGCUGCUGGAAUGGCUCACUCAGCUCAAAACUGUCUUCUCCGAUGCCGAAGAUCUGUUGGAUGAAUUUGAGUGCCAAACACUGCGAAAGAAAGUGGUCAGAGUUCAUGGUAACACCAAAGUGAAGGUAAGUCACUUCUUCUCAAGUUCUAAUCCACUUGUUUUUCGUUACAAGAUGGCUCAAAAAAGUAAAGAUCUCACCCAGAGACUAGAUAAGGUUGCUGCUGACAGACAUAAAUUUAGUCUUCAAAUAAUUGAUGUUGAUACACGUGUAGUGCAUACUAGAGAAAUGACACACUCCCGUGUGAGUGAUUCAAAUGUGAUAGGAAGGCAACAGGAUAAAGAAAAGAUCAUAGAGCUUUUGAUGCAGCAGAAUCCUAAUGAUGAAGAUACUAGUCUCUCUGUUAUCCCCAUUGUGGGGAUUGGAGGCUUGGGAAAGACUACACUUGCAAAGUUUGUGUUCAAUGACAACAGGAUCCAGGAGUGUUUCCCAUUGAAGAUGUGGGUGUGUGUUUCUGAUGACUUUGACAUUAAGCAAGUCAUUAUUAAAAUCAUCAAUUCUACCAAUGAUCUUGCUUCUGCUGAUGUUCCUCCUCAGCAACAGAAUUUGAAGAUGAUGGAUCUGGAGCAAUUGCAAAAUCAACUGACAAACAAACUUGGAGGUCAAAAGUUCCUACUCAUCUUGGACGACGUAUGGAAUGAAGACCGUGUUAAAUGGAUUGAGUUGGAGAAUUUAUUACAAGUGGGAGCUGCAGGAACAAAAAUUCUAGUGACCACACGUAGUCAUUCGAUUGCUUCCAUGAUGGGCACAGUUCCCUCUCACAUAUUAGAAGGCCUUUCUCAGGAGGAUUCCUUGUCUCUCUUUGUUAAAUGGGCCUUUAAAGCAGGAGAAGAGGAAAAGCAUCCUCGGUUAGUAAAGAUUGGCAGAGAAAUUGUUAAAAAAUGCAGAGGGGUUCCUUUGGCUGUGAGAACAUUAGGGAGUUUACUAUUCUCGAAAUUUGAGAUGAGUGAGUGGGAAUAUGUGAGAGAUAAUGAAAUUUGGAAUUUGCCUCAGAAAAAAGAUGACAUUUUACCUGCUCUUAAAUUAAGUUAUGAUCUCAUGCCAUCCUAUUUACGGCAAUGUUUUGCAUUAUUUUCCCUUUACCCAAAGGAUUAUGAUUACUUCAAUAGUUUUGAGGUUACUACUCUUUGGGGGGCACUUGGACUCCUUGAAUCUCCAAAACAGAAUAGUACACUGGAAGAUGUAGCCAAUCAGUAUUUGUAUGAACUAAUAUCGAGAUCUUUUCUUCAAGAUUCUGUCAAUCGUGGCACUGUGUUUGAAUUCAAAAUACAUGAUUUGGUGCAUGAUCUUGCUCUAUUUGUUGCAAAAAAUGAGUGUCUAUUUAUAAAUUCAAACGUUCAAAGUAUUCCUGAGAAUGUUCGGCAUCUGUCUUUUGCUGAAAGCAGUUUGUUGGGCAAUUUAUUUACCAAAAAAUCAGUAGCUGUGAGAACCAUUAUGCUCCAAAACGAUACAGCAGGAUCCAAAGGUGAAUCUUUUCUAGAUAAUUGUGUGUCAAAGUUCAGAUACUUGCGUGUUUUGGAUUUAAGAUAUUCGACAUGCGAGACUGUGCCACGUUCAAUCGGUAAGUUGAAACACUUGCGAUAUUUCAACAUUAUGCAUAAUCUCAACAUUAAGAGACUCCCCGAUUCUAUUUGCAAGCUCCAAAAUUUGCAAGUGUUGAAACUUGACGGAUGCGUGGAGCUGGAAGCAUUGCCCAAAGGAUUAAGAAAAAUGAUAAGUCUACGGCAUUUGGAGAUAACCACAAGGCAAUAUGCUUUGCCUGACAAUGAGAUUGCGAACUUGGGCAUGCUUGCGAAUCUGUCUAUUGAAUCAAGCCAUAAUCUGAAGUCUAUCUUCGAAGGGGUGAAAUUCCCUGCCCUCAAAGCAUUUAAUGUUACUGACUGUCAAAGUCUAAAGUCCUUGCCACUAGAUGUCAAAAUUUUUCCCGAAUUAGAAACUUUGAUUGUUGAAAACUGUGGUAAUUUAGACUUGGAACUGUGGAAGGGCCACCAUGAAGAACAAAGCCCCAUGCCGAAGUUAAAAUCUGUUGAAUUUUUAGAUUUACAACAGCUGGUGGUCUUGCCUAAAUCGCUUCAAGAAACUGCCAACUCGUUACAGUUCUUGUUUAUCUCAGACUGUUACAAUCUUGAAAUGCUUCCGGAGUGGCUACCAACUCUGACUAAUCUGAAAACACUUGCUAUCACAGAUUGUCCAAAGUUGCUAUCUCUCCCAGAUAACAUCGAUCACCUCACCACACUUGAAAGCUUGAGGAUUGAAGAUUGUCCUGAAUUAUGUAGAAAAUGUCAACCCCAUGUUGGAGAGUUUUGGCCCAAAAUAUCACAUAUCAAAGACAUUGUCAUUGAACAAGCAGAAGAAUUAGAGGAAGAGGAAUGCUUUAUUGACAGAUAA
Sphenostylis stenocarpa is the source of this 2628-nucleotide messenger RNA. NCBI's taxonomy places the organism in Eukaryota, Viridiplantae, Streptophyta, Magnoliopsida, Fabales, Fabaceae. The record is from the annotation of a GenBank genome assembly.